AUUAGUUUAUAACCUGAAUCCUGAACAUAGAACUCAGUAAAAACUCCAGGAUGUCAUUCCAUCAAUUUAAUCGGUGAUUACCUUCCCCCAGGUUCAAGGACUUCCAAAAUUUCUUUCUUCCUGGAGAUGAGCCACAAGGAAUGAGGCAAGCCGAACUUCCAAAGUGAAGAAAUUCGCACAAUAAUUUUAAAAAUAGGAACAUAUCAGUACGCAGGACAAUACUCGGAACAAGUGAAUAUUCUUAAAAAUUUAAUAAUGAAGAAAUAUUAUCAAGCAGCUCUUGCCCUAACCGCAGCCCUCAGUCUUAUCGCCCUUCUGUUCUAUCGUCACGAAUACAACAAAUUGAGGUUCGUCCUCCAGGUCUUCAACUAUUUUGGGAGCCCCUCGAGAAAUCCAUCGAACGAGACUUGCCUCCUGGCAGACAAGCUCCAGCGAGACUUCUCCGAGCCCUCGUCGACGUGGCAACGACUGACGGACAAUCUGCACGUGUUCUCGGCUUAUCACGUCAACGACGAAGUCCGAGUGAUUGCAUUUGGUAGCACCAGCUACCUAAAAACCAACCCCAUCACCUGCAGCAUCCUCACUAACCCCGAGAGCCCCAGAAAAGUCACCGGGAACUUCUCCUUCGAGAUCACCUCUGAGGACGACACCCUAGACCUCGCCUACAUCGGAGAUGAGAAAUUCUACGGUCUCAUUCUGGUGUGCAGGAGUUUGGGGAUCUCCAGCCACGAUAAAAUCACUGGUGUGCAGCUCCUCGACGCAGGGAACACUCGAAAAUCCACAAUAAAGGUCCGAAAUAUUUCCGAAAACGAUGGAAAAAAUGAUUCUGUCGUCUGCGUCGCCCCCACACCAGCAAAAAACGCCUUCAUCGGCAAGAGAAUGGAUCUGGUGACGUUCGUGGCCUUCCACAGGAAUAUCGGCCUGGGGAAUUUCAUCGUCUACGAUUCGGGUAUUUCUGACACCUUCAAUUCAGGGAUGAAAUCAUUAUCUCGUGUUUUGAAUAUGAAUUUUACGUACUCGACGGUCUCCUGGAAUUUUCCAUACGACGUAGAGCCCAGGGUAAUCAGGCACCUCGUGGAGGUCGACUGUCUUUACAGGGGUCUUGGGAGGGCUGGGCUUGCCCUCACCCUUGCCUGGAAUGAGUACGUCAAUCUGAAGUACCAUUCGACGAUGGCGAGUGUCGUUUUGGACUUCAAUAAGGUCUCGGGAGGGGAUAAUCCUCGGGGACCCUUCGGAAUGAGGACCUUCGCGUUUUGCAUGGAGGGACCUGGUGAAUAUCUCAAUUUCUCGACACCCAUGAUCUUGUCGACGACGAAAAGAGUCAGGGGUGAGGGCAGCAAAGAGGAGAGACGUGUCUACCAACUUGGGGACGACGAGCCCUUUGGAAAGGGAAGAGCUAGGAAAAAGCUUGAUGAUCUCAUCGGGAUUUAUAGAUACGAAUUGUGUGAAGGUGAAGAUGUUGUCCAGAAUCAGUUGCUCAGGUUCGCAGAGAACACCCCUGGGUCCAAUAUUUUUCAGUAUUAUCUCACUGGUAGAUUAUUUGGAGAUUGAUUGCUUUUGUAAUUAAUAAAGAGGAUUUUACAAGGA
Molecule: messenger RNA, 1587 nt
Organism: Fopius arisanus
Lineage: Eukaryota; Metazoa; Arthropoda; Insecta; Hymenoptera; Braconidae
Exons: 3
Coding region: 256-1551 (431 amino acids)
Source: RefSeq, a predicted model, not a curated record